AGUAUCCAACUUCAUUGCGAGCAUCUGUCAUGAAAGAGGGAAACCUUAGGGUGGAUCUCACAGCCGUCUCCUUGCUUGUUCCAAUCUCCGACGCUUUCUUGGGGUUCCUUCUUGCUGCUGCUCUCCCUAAUUUGCACGCUUGCGGGCGGAUCGACUCUCCAAUCCGAUAAGGGGAAAUCUCGACUUGGGAGUCCGUCUCCGUUCUCGUGUUUGGGGGGGGGGGAUCGAGGAGCUUGGCGGUGAGAUUGACGAGCUCCUGGCUUUAUCCGCGUUGGGCCAAAAUGGCUUCCGGGGAGGCGGCCGCCGCUCAUCGAUCGCCCGAAGAGCUCGAGACGUUGAUCUCAGAACUUCAGAAGAAACAUCAGAUGGAUUUACUCAAUUUGACAUUGACAACUCAGCCAUUCAAGACUUUGCAGUUUUUCAUUUUUGCUACAUUGCAAUAUCUAAGACGAUCACUUGUAUAUAUUUUGGCAAAAGGUGGCUGGAUUUUAGUCUUGUCCUUGCCAGUAUUUGCUGUUGGGCUUCUCCUUUUCAGUGUUGAUGGACCUCACGAGAAGCAUAUUCAGGAGUUCAUCCACUAUACAAAAUUUAGCUUGUGGUGGGUGGCACUUGGAGUAGCAUCAUCAAUCGGGCUGGGGUCUGGCUUGCACACGUUUGUUCUCUAUUUGGGUCCUCAUAUUGCUUUUUUCACAAUAAAAGCCAUGAAAUGUGGUCGAGUUGAUUUGAAGGCUGCACCAUAUGAUACCAUACAGUUAAAAAUGAGUCCUUCAUGGCUUGAGAAGGACUGUUCAGAGUUUGGACCUCCAGUUUUUCCACCUUUACCUGGUUCUUUGGUUAGGGUUCCUCUUAGCAGUAUACUCCCUCAGGUUCAGCUUGAAGCCAUUCUUUGGGGAUUGGGUACUGCCCUCGGGGAGCUUCCUCCUUAUUUCAUUGCAAGAGCAGCACGCUUGUCAGGAAAUAAAGCGGGCGCUGUGGAAGAACUAGAUGCUGCUUCAUCAAAACAAGAUGGAUUUUUAUCUUUUUAUUUAAAGAAAAUCAAGCGCUGGCUUCUUUCUCACUCACAACAUCUUAACUUCUUUACAAUAUUAGUACUUGCUUCGGUGCCAAACCCGCUGUUUGAUCUUGCUGGUAUCCUGUGUGGACAAUUUGGAAUUCCUUUUUGGAAGUUCUUCCUAGCAACCUUGACUGGAAAGGCGAUAAUAAAGGCACACAUACAGACAGUUUCAAUCAUCUCUUUGUGCAAUAACCAACUCCUGGAAUGGAUGGAAAAAGAGCUAAUAUGGGUGUUUGGCUUCAUCCCUGGCUUCUCUUCUGUCCUGCCCAACCUAGUUACGAAACUGCACAUGGCUCAAGAGAAGUAUUUAUCAGCAUCGGUUCCUGGAUCAACUCUCUCAGAUGGAAUGGCGAAGCGUUGGAAUCUGUCCUUCAGUUUGAUAUGGAAUACCGUGAUAUGGCUUAUGCUCAUAAACUUCUUUGCAAAGAUAGUAGCUGCUACCGCACAAAGAUAUCUCAAGAAACAGCAAGAGUUGGAACUGACAAGAGUCAAGCAAAUGACAAUCACUUGAUACCGUCGACACAUCGAAAAAAAAAAACAUUAGAUAGGUUCAUUGAUUUCCAUUACUACCCACGGCCAAGGAAAACAUAGUCCUUUAAACUCCUGUACAGUUAACAAGCAUGGCUGUUAGUGGUCUGAGGGCAGCCGCCCCAUUUGCUACUGCCAUCGUUUGGGAUAAGUUUCGACAAUCUAUUACUUUCUCUAAAGGCCUAGUUGUUUACACUGAUGCUUUUUCUUCCAGUCCUAGUCCCCACUGCCACAUAUGGAAAUGCGAGAGUGAUUGCGGAUACUUCAUGAGAUUAUGAUCAAUAUCAAUGCCAGUGUGGUCUGCCCGUGGAGCAAAACGAAGAAUUUGCAUGGCUCAUAUAAAAAUAAGUCCUCAAGUCAUAUACGAGUUUGUAUUUUUUAUAUUUUAGGAGCUUACCAAGUCCCAAUUUCUAUCAUUAUCAUUCCUGAUAUAAAGUAGAGAGUCGAUUGAUUUUAA
Messenger RNA from Musa acuminata subsp. malaccensis (wild Malaysian banana), 2039 nucleotides. Its product is annotated as vacuole membrane protein KMS1. The record is from RefSeq and is a predicted model, not a curated record. Lineage: Eukaryota; Viridiplantae; Streptophyta; Magnoliopsida; Zingiberales; Musaceae. Gene Ontology annotation, cellular component: endomembrane system; membrane; endoplasmic reticulum.